CGCGAAUUACGUCCAUAACCGACUACUCCGCAUCUGCUCGAAUAACCUGCAACUGAAGCCGCGAGCAACGUAGCACCAUCCAUCUCCCCUGCAGGAGCGAAGCUUGCGCGAGAAUGUCACGCUCCACGAUACCCAGCAAGCGAUCGGCGGAUGCCCAAGAAGAUGCGUGGGUGGCAGACGAGGACCGAUUCGUGCUACAGCAGUCGAAGAAGAAGGCAGCCAUUAGAGCAAGAGGCGGCAGAGCCCAGCCGAUAGACUGGUUGGCAGUGACGUUGGCGGUCAUCGACCCCGAGCGCAAUCCGCUGGGCGACGACGUGGAUGUCGAUGAGCUGGAGACGGUGGACCCCGAAGCAGUGUUCGAAGGCUUGAACGAUGAACAAUUAGGGGAACUAGAAAAGGGUAUCGACACAUACGUCACGCUGGAGAAGAGCAAAAGCAAUCAUGACUACUGGACUAUGAUGAAGACUAUCUGCAAAGAUCGACGAAAGGGCGCUCAGGGCGCACAAUCGACCGCGAGAGGUGUAAGCGCCGUAGCAUCAGAUCUGGACAAACUUCUCGGUCCCAAAACUCUGGAAGAACUAGAGAAAUUGGAACGACAAAUCCGGGGCAAGCUCUCAUCCAAUGAGCCAAUUGAUACUGACUACUGGGAACACCUGUUGAAGAGUUUGCUCACUUACAAAGCUCGAGCCAGACUGCGAAAAGUGUCUCAAUCGAUCCUGGAAGCGCGGUCUGGCGGUUUGCGCAAACAGCAAGUCGCGGACGCGGAAGAACUCAAGUCACGGUUACUAGCUCAUCUGGAGAACUCUGGUGACGGCAAAGUAGCUCCAGAUCCUGUCGACCAAGCUGGUAGACAUGCGCUCGACCCAGAGUCGCUGUUGCGAUUGCGUCCGGAAGACAAGUCAUUGACCGCAAUGACCGCCAAGGAGUUUGCGCAGCAAUUGGCUGAUGAUAGGCGAAAGGUGCUGACAACAGGGUUUUUGCCGUGCCGCAAGGAGUCUGCAGCAUUGGGUAGUGGAGGACACAUCGCAAAGCGCGCCCGAACCGAUGGCGGCGAAACAGCUCCCUUCCAAUCUGCUUUUGAACGUGAAGUGGCGCGAGGCCUUAGCGAGAACGAAGAGCUCUUCGCUCAGGAAGUGGAAGUCAUUACCAAAAACCGCGCUCAAUGGGCCCAGCAACAUCGGCCUCGGAAACCGAAAUAUUUCAACAGAGUCUUGCUCGGAUACGAGUGGAAUAAGUAUAAUCAAACCCACUACGACCACGAUAAUCCUCCACCAAGGGUCGUACAGGGAUACAGGUUCAACGUCUUCUUCCCGGAUCUGGUGGACAAAACGAAAGCGCCCACUUAUCGCAUCGAGCGUGAGAACGGCAGGAGGCGAGGAGAGACGUUGGCACCAGCAGGAGAGGAUGACACGUGCUUGAUCCGUUUCACUGCCGGUCCGCCCUAUGAAGACAUUGCCUUUCGCAUCGUGGACAAGGAGUGGGAUUACAGUGCCAAACGCGAGCGCGGGUUCAGGAGCAGUUUUGACAAGGGCAUAUUACAGCUUUACUUCAUGUUCAAAAAGAUUUACUACAGAAAGUAGGCCACGAAACUGCACUCAGCCACCUCUUUGAGUGACCCCUCCUCACUGAAACUGUACUUGGUGUCGAAAGUCCACGAAAUGGUGUGUCACGAUAUUUCAGGAUCGACAGCGGGCGCUGCAGCCACUGAACGUGGCUGCACACGUUUCGCAGCGCCUGUCAAGACUAGCGAGGACAUCUCUACGAAUCAACAUUUUCUGACACCUGCUGUGCCUGCGCGACGACUGCACAUUCGUGCCUGUCUUCUCACGUUGACAGCAUCACGGCGCGAGACACGCAAUACUCACCACAACAGCGUUGACAGCUGCCGUGGUCCCAUCCCUACAGGAUUGUGCGCCCUUUUACCACACUGCAGUCGGAUCGAACAAUGAAUAGCGCCAUCUGAGACACUUUUUCGGCGCACGAAAGAUCGAGAGCAUGGGUGCUGCAGGGUGCAUGCGGGAACAUGCACCCAAAGCCCGGGAGCGCGCAUGAUGUGUGGCGCGAGGCAGAGUGUUCUGUCCUGCGCUGAGUGCAACACCAGGACGGAUUACAGCCGCCAGGGACGAAUCUUGAGCAGAGAGGGGCUCUGUUGAUCAUCUCAGACUGGCGCACCUUAUACCAUCAGCUAGUCCAAAGCAAACGUCAAACAUUGCAUGUCGUUCUACCAAGCGGAGCAGGUUGGAGCAUGACAAAAAGGCAUUGACGAUUGCAUACCCGUCUAGGGCGCCUUUUUCCGCGCGAACCACUUCUAGAAGGCUGAGAUUCCCGGUCCAUGUCCAGUGCGUGCGGGCGCCAUUCCCAGAGCCGCGACGGCAUUGCACUACCAUUACAAAAGGCCGAAGCCUAGGCAGUAUGCGCGGGCCCGUGGGACUGCUGCACACGCGGGAGUCACCCUUCAAGCUGCUCCAACCACGCAUGUGUCGCUCUGUGUGACCCAGGUCCAUGACCACACCAGCAGACGUUGUGCGUGCCGGUGCCGCCAUCCAGUGUCUGCAUAAGUCUGUCGGCGGGCUCCCGGGCCAUGCCAUGUAGGCAGGGUUAUUCCUGAUGUCGUCUUUCUGUCAGACAAAGACAUCUCUGUUGGUCGUCAGAGCCUCUUCAUUGAUACUGUUUGCGUGCAAAAGCGCGGGCAGAGGCUCACAUCUCAGAUCACAAUGGCUUCUGCGCCGGCAGUCAUGGGCGUGCAGCCGAGAAUAAGACCAUGUGGACGGGCAUGCGCUGGCGACAGCAAAGAGUGUAUCCGUGACAAUGACCCUUUGGAUGCACGCGCGAGAUGCGACCAGGGCAUUUUCCAAAUAGACUGCAAAAGGCUGCAGCAUCGUAGGUUUUGUCCAUAUCUUUCUCGCUCUCUUCUCCCCAAU
This is a messenger RNA of Sphaerulina musiva SO2202, 2921 nucleotides long. RefSeq lists its product as uncharacterized. NCBI's taxonomy places the organism in Eukaryota, Fungi, Ascomycota, Dothideomycetes, Mycosphaerellales, Mycosphaerellaceae. Gene Ontology annotation, biological process: mRNA cis splicing, via spliceosome. The transcript is spliced from 4 exons. The coding region runs from base 114 to 1580 and encodes 488 amino acids. Gene Ontology annotation, cellular component: spliceosomal complex; cytoplasm. Gene Ontology annotation, molecular function: protein binding. The record is from RefSeq and is a predicted model, not a curated record.